This is a messenger RNA of Centropristis striata (black sea bass), 3407 nucleotides long. It is a transcript of the gene phc3a, whose product is annotated as polyhomeotic homolog 3 (Drosophila). Gene Ontology annotation, molecular function: zinc ion binding; protein binding. Bases 203 to 2941 code for a protein of 912 amino acids. Lineage: Eukaryota; Metazoa; Chordata; Actinopteri; Perciformes; Serranidae. Gene Ontology annotation, cellular component: nucleus; PRC1 complex. The transcript has 15 exons. The record is from RefSeq and is a predicted model, not a curated record.
AGCGGUGCUGUAUCAAGCCGUUUUUAUUCGCCUGCUGCGUACCGUCUUAUUUAAAAAAAAAUCUCCAUUUUAGACAGUGAACUGACGCAUCAGCGGGCUUCAUGACUGGGACAAUGUGCCGGGGUCUGGUCCGCUCCUGAUGGCCUGAUGAUCCGUCAACACCGGGCAGUUUGAUCAUCACUAACUCUGUGUGACCUGGAAGAUGGACAGGCAGGGCGCAGCAGAGAGGCAGGCGGACACUAGCAGGACUACCAGCACCCCCACAACAUCAGCUGCCGUCACCAUGGCAACAGUCAGCUCCGGCAGCUCCACGUGCACCCAGGCGCCCUCUACUUCCCUCAGCAUCAUCUCACCUGACAGACAGGCAGUCCAGGUGAUCCAGCACGCCAUCCACAGACCUCAGAGCAUGGCGGCCCAGUACCUGCACCAGAUGUACGCAGCCCAGCAGCAGCACCUGAUGCUGCAGACAGCCGCCCUGCAGCAGCACCAGCACAGCCCGCACCUGCAGAGUCUGGCCACCAUACAGCAGGCUUCAGUCUGUCAGCGGCCGUCACCUUCUUCAUCCAGCAGCAGUUUGGUUCAUCAGCCUGCUGGAGUUUCCCAAAACUCAAUUACUUUACCGGCAUCUCCGGUGACGGCACAGCUGAUCGGCCGAACCCAAACAUCCACUGGCGCUGCGACCACCAUAUCCCAGCAGGCCAUGCUGCUUGGAAACAGACCGGCCAACUGUAACCAAGCUCAGAUGUACCUCCGCACUCAAAUGCUCAUUCUAACCCCUGCAGCCACGGUGGCUGCAGUUCAGUCAGACCUCCCUGCUGUCACCUCCUGCUCCUCUUUACCUCCCUCCUCUCAGGUGCAGAAUCUCGCUCUGCGCACCCACCUGCCUGGAGCUCUGGCCACAGCCCACAGCGUGAUCUUAAAGCCAUCAGCACAGUCACAAACCCUGACUCCAGCCAGCUCUUUAUCUAAGGCGUCAGUCUGCGGGCUGAAAACCAACCCGCUGACUGACACCUCGACAGAAACGGGACCGGCUGAUGUCACCCGGCUGGCCUCAGGACCCCAGAUUAUAACCCCAGCCUACUCUCCAAUGCAAACCCACGCUCUGGUGAAGCAGCAGCUGUCCUGUCCGCCAGGUCAGCGGAUGGCGCACCACCAGCUCAUCCUCCAGCAGGCUGCAGGAGGAGCAACAAACCACAGGCAGCUCCAGCCCAUCGCCCUCAGAGUAGCAUCUCAAGAACCCAACCCUCUUCCUCUCUCAGUUAAGAGACUGACCACCCAGUCCCAAACCAACAACGACCCCCGAGCCCCGUCUUCUUCCUGUUCGUCUGUCACCAGCCUGUUUGCAUCCUCACCUCAGUCCUCAAUCCCAGCAGCCGCCGUCCAGCCUCAGCCUCCUCCUCUGGUUGCCGCUCCGCAGCGUCGCACCUCAUUCCCGCAGAACCAGCCUCCACCUCCUCCUCCGCCUCUGGUUCUCCCCAGACUGCCCCAGAACCCCCCCACCUCCCUCCAGAGGCUGUCCCUGCACUCAGUCCAGGCUUUGGCCGUCCAGUCAGGACAGGUGCUGCUGACGGAGCAGGAGCUGCCUGUAGCCGAGGCUCUGGUCCAGAUGCCCUACCAGAACCUCCCGCCUCCUCAGACGGUGGCCGUUAACCUGAAAGUGCAUCGAGUCAGACACAAUGAAACUCCAUCCUCGGGGCAAACAUGCAAAGUGAAUGGACUGAGCUCACAGGAGAGGAAAGAUGAAUGUUCCCCCAGUCCACAGCCAGACAGGACCCAGACACCUCUCAUCGGGCCGACUAAACACAAUGGUGCAGCAGCGAUGGGUUCAUCCUCUAUCAUAUCCAGUCACUCAGUGAUCAGGUCACCAGUGUUGGAAGAACCCUCCCAGCUUACUGCCAGCACCACCACCAGCACCACCAGCAGCAGCAACCCUCCUCCUCCAUCCCCUCCUCUACCUCCUCCCCCCCUGUCAGCAGCAGUACGAGGCCCUAGCCAGCCCCCUUCCUCCCCGGCCAGCGUCCCAGCGAGCCCCGACAGGAUACUUACAACCCAUGUCCUCACACACCUCAUAGAGGGCUUCGUCAUCCGAGAGGGUCUGGAGCCGUUCCCGGUGGUCUCGUCCUCGCUGUUAGACCAACAGGCUUCACUUCCUGAAUCCCACGAGAUACAAACCAACGGGGACGCAGCGGCCGAGGACAGCCCGCUGGACGCUGACCAGUCAGACUCAACAGACUCAGAGAUGGAAGACGACGGCCCUGCAGCAGAUGUUGCAGAGCUCGGGGAGAGCGUGCUGCUGCAGUGUGAGUUCUGUGGGAGUCGAGGUUACGCUCACACGUUCCUGCGCUCCAAACGAUUCUGCUCCAUGACGUGUGUCAGACGGUUCAGUGUGAGCUGCACCAAGCGCAUCACUGUGCUGCGAGCAGGUCGCUGGGGUCACAGGCCGAUGGGCAGGAGAGGACGACCCCCCAGCAGCAGAGUCAACGGAGCCUCCAGAGAACAUUUUCUGAGACAGGCUCGCGGGUCAUUUGGGUCGGAGGAGGACCAGCAGAGCUCACGGAGAGAGGAGGAGGAGGAGCAGGAGGAAGAGGACGAAGAGGAUGAUGAGCCUCCCGUGCCCAUGACCACCAGGCUCCGGAAACAGGCGGAGAGAGAGCGAGAGCGGGACAGAGAGCAGGAGCAGAGGACGACAGAAACCAUCAGUGUUUCUGACGGAGAAGACGACAGCGUGGCUCCUCCGUCUCAGUGGAACGUACAACAAGUGUUUUCUUUUAUCAACUCACUUCCAGGUGGGCAGGAUGUAGCCGAGGAGUUUCGCUCGCAGGAAAUCGAUGGACAGGCGCUGCUGCUGCUGACAGAGGAGCACCUGGUCAGCACCAUGAACCUUAAACUGGGACCUGCUCUCAAACUGUGUGCACACAUCAACUCUCUGAAAGACGCAUAAACACAUUAACAUUCCUGCUCUCCAAGAAUGAAGAAGGAUUUGUGUUGUUCUGGACUAAAAUGAAGAAAAACAGGAAACAAGAGAGCAUCUUUAAGUUGACUCGUUCUUGGAUUUUACACAAAGACUCAGUCUGAGACCACUGCCAAUGAUUUCACUCCUGAGUGAAGUCCUCACACUGUAACAGCAGAUUUUAAUUUAACACAAAGACGAGCAGUUCUUUCUGUCUCCUCUCCUCAUUUUGUCAUAGUGAUUGUAGCAGUUUUUGGCUCCGCUUAUCCAUUUGUUUCAAAAUGGUGAAUUAAAACUUCUUUGUAUCAUUUGUAAACAAAGAAAAAACAACUUUACAUGAUUAAAGUUUAAGUAUUAAUGUCAAAGGAUGCUGUACAAUGUCAAAGUUUACAGAUUUAUUAUCUUACAGAUUAAAUUUGAUACAUUUAUCAUCAGUAAACUGAAUGACUUAUGGACC